AUGCGCACACAGCACACAGCACACUCGCUUCCCGCAUUCCCCGUAUACUCCUCUGCGUUCGUCUCACCCAAUGAGCUUGUUCUCGGAGGCGGAGGCGGCCAGUCAAAGACCGGAAUCAAGAAUAAGCUCAGACUUUACCAUGUUGAGAGCGACAAGAAGUUGGACCUUCUGGACGAGUUUGAACUCGCGAGCGGAGAGGACGCCCCUAUGAGCAUGGCUGCUCAUCCGUCAAGGAUGGAGAUCGUCGGUGGCAUUAACAGCUCCGAGGUCGCACUCAAGAGUGGCCCAAACCAGAAUUGUCGCGCAUUCUCUGUCAAGGACCAGAAAAUCUUGCCUCCGCGGACGAGGAGCACGUUGCAACUCACCGGAGAUGAUGACGACUUCCAAAAGGUGACUGUGUUUUCUCCUGAUGGUACCUUCCUGGCCGUGGGUGGUACACACGAUCUGUCGCUGCUGCAUUACCCGACAAUGUAUUCUGCUGCGUCUUCUAUCCACCUCGACAAAGGCGAGAUAUAUGAUGUGGCGUUCUCGUCAAAGACCAUCGUAGUCGUCACCACAGUGAAUCUGUUGGUGUAUGCACUUCCGCCUGAAGAAAUUUCGGGAAAGAAGAAAGCGAAAAUCUCGGACUUGGAGCUGUUGCGAACUGUCGACAGACCAACAUUACCAGGCAAGGAUAUCAGUAGCAGCUUCCGCGCCGGUCGGUUCCACCCUUCCGACGAAAACGUCAUGUUCACUGUUUCCAACACCAUCCCUCCACGUACGCGCACCAAAUCCUCCCCUCGACGUGCCUUCGUGUGCAGGUGGGACACGCAAACAUGGACCGUCACGAAGACUCGCCAAAUCAGCGACCGCGGGGUCACCUGCUUCGACAUCACACCGGACGGAAAACUUCUCGCUUUCGGGUCUUCUGACCUCACCGUCGGUAUCCUUGACUCCCAGUCUCUUGCCCCCCUCCUGACUAUCCUCAAGGCCCACGAAUUCCCACCCACCACGCUCAGGUUCAGUCCUACGUCCAACCUGCUGGUCUCUGGGAGUGCCGACAACACGGUGCGGAUGGUCUCGGUUCCAACCAACCUCGGAGAUACCUCCUGGGGUACAUGGCUUCUCAUCAUCGUCGCACUACUUGUCGCGCUCUUCGCCGCUCUGGCACAGCAGUGGUACCACGUCUUGUAG
Molecule: messenger RNA, 1173 nt
Organism: Epithele typhae
Lineage: Eukaryota; Fungi; Basidiomycota; Agaricomycetes; Polyporales; Epitheliaceae
Product: WD40 repeat-like protein
Exons: 10
Coding region: 1-1173 (390 amino acids)
Biological process (GO): protein secretion
Cellular component (GO): endoplasmic reticulum membrane
Molecular function (GO): guanyl-nucleotide exchange factor activity; protein binding; GTPase activator activity
Source: RefSeq, a predicted model, not a curated record